GAGGGAGAGAUCCUAGAGAGCGAAUAUUUCGAAACAGUCAAGUGCUCUUGCGCUUUCUCCAAAACAGAAGACAGGAUAAACAUCUUAAUGUAGGUGGAGCUGAGCCGAGACCGCAACCCUUUGAUGAGAAAGUUACGCGUUUAACCUACUAGAGUGCGCAAUUCUCACACACUUCCUCGCAUGAAGAACCGAACCGUCACUUCCAGCCACCCGAGGACCAGCUUCUCCACGCGCGCGCGCGCCGUGCGGCCAAACCGUGGCGAUCGCCCCCCCACUUCCUCCCCGUUUCUUCAAGUUUUCCUCCGCCGCAUCCGCGCGCAACUCGCCGCCGGAAAGCCCGAAGACACCCCCAGAGCCGCGCUCGCCUCAGCAUGCGUUUGGCGCACGGAGCGCACUCCUGGCGAGCUCUUCGUCGUCGGGCGCAGGGAUGAUGUUCAACUCGUCGGGCUCGGCGGAUUCUCUCGUUCGCUCACCCGAGGCGGCGGCGGAAGUUCUCAAUGGUUCCUCACACUUGUUCUACAACAUCUCGAUGGCCAUGUGGAACAAAUCCUGCGGGGAACAGUUGCUCGAUUUCACCACGGCGGAGAAGAUUGUCAUCGGAAUGAUGCUGGCCGUCAUCACCACCGUGACGGUGAUUGGAAAUAUGCUGGUGGUGAUCGCGGUGUGCGUCGUGAAGAAGCUCAGACAGCCGUCCAACUAUCUGCUGGUGUCUCUGGCCGUGGCGGACCUCUCCGUGGCUAUCGUGGUCAUGCCUUUCGUGAUCGUGACGGACCUCACGGGAGGAAAGUGGCUUUUUGGAGAGGUCUUCUGUAACAUCUUCAUCGGCAUGGAUGUGAUGUGCUGCACUGCCUCCAUCAUGACGCUGUGCGUGAUCAGUGUGGACAGGUAUCUUGGCAUCACCCGCGCGUUGACCUACCCUGCUCGACAAAACGGCCAGCUGAUGGCGAAGAUGAUCUUUGGUGUGUGGCUCGUGUCCGCCUCCAUCACCCUGCCGCCGUUCUGCGGCUGGGCGAAGAACGUGAACACGGCCGGCGUUUGUCUAAUCAGCCAGGACUUCAGCUACACCAUCUACUCCACCGCCGUGGCCUUCUACAUCCCCAUGAUCGUCAUGCUCUUCAUGUACUACAAGAUCUUCAAGGCCGCCAGAAAAAGCGGCGCCAAGCAUCGCUUCACCGACUUCUCCCGUCGGGAUCGUCUGGAGACCGUCGCCAGCGAGGCUCUCCGAAUGCAAGGCCUAAAACCCCAACAUACGCCUGGCGUAGCCGAGGAGUGCGCCGCUCUUUCUCGGCUGCUCAGCCGCGAGCGACAGAAUAUCUCCAUCUUUAAGCGAGAGCAGAAAGCAGCUACGACGCUGGGCGUGAUCGUCGGGGUUUUCGGUAUUUGUUGGCUGCCGUUUUUCAUUCUGUCAACAGCGAGACCAUUUAUAUGCGGGGUCAAGUGUAGUUGCAUACCAAUAUGGCUGGAGAGGACGCUGCUGUGGUUUGGAUAUGCCAACUCGCUAAUGAACCCCUUCAUAUACGCUUUCUUCAACCGGGACCUGCGCUCCACGUACAGAGACCUGCUCCGCUGCAGGUACCGGAACAUAAACCGCCGGCUGUCGGCUGUAGGUGUGCAUGAAGCACUGAAGGUUUAAAAGCACACACUUCAGAAAGGACUGAAUCACUGUCAGUGGAGGAAGACUUUGAAGCAGAACCGUGUGCACUGAUACGUCCACUUAUGGGAUUUUUGCAGCGACGGUGUGAACAAAAGACGGAAUCAGAGCCAUGUACUUAUUCAGAACACUCAUAUUUCCAUUGAGAUGUUUGAUCGCUAGUCAUUUCGUUAUUUGUAGCCUAUACUGUAUUACACCUGAUUUCAGUGGGCUUUAAGAUCUUCUACAAUAUUCAGUUGAUUUUUGAGACAUGCGAGUAAAGGUUUGACUCAUUUGAAAAUUAUUAUUAUUAUCAU
Molecule: messenger RNA, 1947 nt
Organism: Puntigrus tetrazona (Sumatra barb)
Lineage: Eukaryota; Metazoa; Chordata; Actinopteri; Cypriniformes; Cyprinidae
Product: 5-hydroxytryptamine receptor 7-like
Biological process (GO): vasoconstriction; chemical synaptic transmission; circadian rhythm
Cellular component (GO): dendrite; plasma membrane
Molecular function (GO): G protein-coupled serotonin receptor activity; neurotransmitter receptor activity
Source: RefSeq, a predicted model, not a curated record